CUCUACGUGGUAAGAAAUAAACAGUUUGAUGUUUUUUCACCGUUUAUGUCGAAUUUUAACUCACUUUAUAAAGUUAAGUUGUAAAAGCGCAACGUUACAUGCGUAAUUAACUUUAGUUUAAUAUUUUUAUUUGACGUAAACGGACGUAAUCCAACUUCUUUACGUUUCAUAACAGCUAACGUUAGCAUGUAGCUAGGUAGCAACGUUGACGUUAACGUCAGCGUGAGGACGUCUUCAGUAAAACUCUUAAACUGGCUUCAUUUGUCAGGUUUCUAUCCUUCAGGUCCGGUUGAUCAAAGAUGAUGGAUGCUCUGUCUGUGGUGAGUCAGCUUCGGGACCUGGCUUCUGAGCCACAGAACCGACAGGUGAUAGUCAUGGAUCAGGGCUGUCUCCCCGGGCUGGUUCUCUUCCUGGACCACCAGAACCCUGAGGUGUUAUUUGCAACUCUCCAGACUCUACGAUACUUGGCUGAGCUGCCCCCCAAUAUUCCAACCAUGAAAAAUGAACUGGGUAUGAUGGUGAGCUUGGAGACUCUAAUUGGGAGGGAGGGCCUCUCUGUCGACAUCACAGCCUUGGCCCAGGAGGUGUUCAACAUUCUGAGUGCUCCUCCUAUUCCUGUGCCACGCUCACCUGAGAGGGAGAAGAAGAAGAAAUCCCAGUUUUUUAUCAACUCCUCAAACAAGAAAGCGAAGUCUGUCACUCUACACAUCCAGGGGCUGGACAGCACUGACCAGCGGAGCUUGUGUGAGGAGGCUCUCCUGAAGGUUAGGGGUGUGAUCAGCUUCACUUUCCAGAUGGCGUCCAAGAGAUGCACUGUCCGUAUCCGAUCAGAUCUGACCACUGAGAGUCUGGCGUCCGCCAUCGCUGCCACCGAGGUGUUGUCAGCCCAACAGGUGGUGAAGAACGAGGCAGGAGAAGAGGUUUUUAUCCCGCUGAACUCUUCUGGAGUGAAAGUGCAGCAAAACUCAGCUCUCCCAGACUACCUCCCAGAGGAGGAGGAGAGCCCAGAGAGGGAGGUCGACCGAGCCAUUUCCCGCACCACAGCCAAGGAGGCCUCAAACGGAAGCUGGCUCAACUCUGCCGCGAGUUUCCUCACCAAAACUUUUUACUGGUGAAACUUGAACGUCUCAUUCCUUUAAAAAAAGAGAGGCUGUUUGUUACAGGAGUGGACUUUGUUUGAGAUGGCGCACUCCGGGCCAGCAUCCUUGCUAUGAGCACAUGAUGUGAGCACUAUCAACUUGCUGAAAAAAGCAUCAUUCUCAGCAUGUGUGUUCUCAUUUACCUCUUUUCUGCUCUGUUUAUGGGGAAACACUUACACAUUUUCUAAUCUUACCACUGAAUGUAAAUAUUUUCUAUCAGACUUCCAAACUGACUCAAUUCUCUCUACUUUUCUCGACAUUUGAAAAGUAUUUUCAGUGUACCCUACUGUAUUUUUGGAAGUUGUUGCUAAAUAAAUGUACAAGAUCACAUCUUCAA
Molecule: messenger RNA, 1476 nt
Organism: Notolabrus celidotus (New Zealand spotty)
Lineage: Eukaryota; Metazoa; Chordata; Actinopteri; Labriformes; Labridae
Gene: armc1l
Product: armadillo repeat containing 1, like
Exons: 7
Coding region: 300-1115 (271 amino acids)
Molecular function (GO): protein binding; metal ion binding
Source: RefSeq, a predicted model, not a curated record